UUCGGAUUCGGUAGAUGGUAAUUAUAUCCGUACGUAAUUUAUCUCUAUUCGCUCCGCUGCACCCCCACGACGGCCAAAUACGGGCCGUCUCGACGUGGGGUAGUGCGACGCGCCUCUCCACGGAGGCUGGAGGGAAAAGGAUGGGGCGCAGUAAGCACAGCGCUAUCCCCUAGCCUCACAGGGCUAGGCGGAGUUUAGUACAGCCACCGUCGGCCGCCCCCUGCACAAGCAAGGGGAUUUACUAUGUAAUCACGAACUAGCAGGUUACAUCGAGAAUCCAGACCGCACUUCUUUGUUCCUCCACCCCGCAACGCUAACCUCACUCUCGCUAACGAACGAGAACGAGCCAAGCAUGGAGCCUGUCGUUAACGACGGGUAUCAAAACACGACCAGAGAGUACUCGACGCUCCCGGAAGCCGUCCCCGGUGAAUUCCAGCCGAAGAGCUUCCCGCAGAUUGUUCCGAUCGAGAGAACAGGCGAGUCUAAAAUCCUGUAUUACAGCAAUGACGGACAAGACGGGCUUCAAGCCCAGGAUGGGCAGUUGAAAGGGCAGGAACAGCAGGGUGUAGGCAUCUCGCGGCCGUGGUGGAGGAGACGCCUGACCUGGAUAAUUGCCAUUGCGGUUGUCGUCGUCGUCGGGCUCGUCGUGGGACUGACCGCCGGACUGCUGACAACUCGGAAGAACGGUAAUGGGCCAUCACCAACUAAGUCUUCGGCACCAACGACGGCGGCAGACUCGGCGUUCGGCACGCCCACCGUGUUCUCUCCCGACGUCACGUCACAAGCCUCGACAUGCCGCGGAACCGUCUGCCCAUCCAUGCUCGCGGCAGCUCAGCUCAAAUCGGACUCGCCAUCCUUCUUCAUUUUCGGCCGCGGAUCCGACCAAACGAUCUGGUACCGUCGAGGGAACCGGGACGCGUGGGUCGCCGACUGGGAGAGCCUGGGCGGCGAGUUUGAGAGCCAGCCGGCCGCGGUUGCCGUGGGUAACAACCGAGUGGACGUGUUCGCCGUGUGGACGGACGGUUCCGUGAGAUCCAAGACAUUUGAGGGCGACAAGUGGACCAGCAGCUGGAAGAACCUCGAGGGGAGCUCCAUCAACCCCCCGGCAGUCUGCUCCUGGGGCCCCGACAAUAUCGAGGUGUUCGCAACCAGCGAGAGCGGCGGGCUGAUGCACCGGAGCUUCAACGGCACCGACUGGGACCCGGACCUCAGCGACGGCUGGCAGAGCUGGGGCGGGUUCACGAGCGCCGCGGCCUCGGCGGUGUGCCCCGGCGCCGACCGCGUCGACGUCGUCAGCUACGGCGGGCUCCAGGGCUCGCUGCACGACGUCGGCUGGAUCCACUACAUCAACGGCAGCUGGCGGGGGUGGGAGGGCAACAGCAAGCCCGGCAGCGACGUCGGCUACCGCGGCGACCCGACGCUCGUCGCCGUCGACGACGAGACUACGGCUGUCGUGGGCGUCGGUUCCGAUAAGCAGAUGUACUACACCGAGUGGUCGACGACGGCAAACUACAGCAAGACGCAGGCUCUGGGCGGUAGCUUCGAAUCAGCUCCUCAUGUGCUGACUGCGGCGGACGGGAGAAUAGAUGUCCUGGCCGUCGGGACGGACGACACGCUCAUGCACAAGGCCCGUGUGGGCGGGACCUGGGCCACCGAUUGGGAAGCGCUUGGUGGCUAUUUCAACAGCGUGCCCCUAGCCAUUCAGUCAGAGGAUGGCUGGAUAGCCGUCUUCGGCAUUGGCCCGGACAGACACAUGAUCCAUGGCAACUGGACGGUGACGGAUAAGUUUGUUUGGGGCGAAGGAAGGUGGUUUGAUGACUCGGGGAGCCUUUCGUUGAGCUGGUUUAGGGCUGGGCCGGCGAGGUAAUCAACACUUUUUGAGGCCGUGAGUAAUAUCGUGGGGGGAGGAUGAUGACAUAAUGAUGACGACACGUGUAGGCUGGAUGUCUUGAGCCCUUAGAUGCUUGAACGGCCACUGAUCUACCGUGCUGGGCGAUUAUGAUCCCUCAGAACUUAUCCGUGC
Phialemonium atrogriseum is the source of this 2023-nucleotide messenger RNA. RefSeq lists its product as uncharacterized. The record is from RefSeq and is a predicted model, not a curated record. The coding region runs from base 353 to 1867 and encodes 504 amino acids. The transcript is spliced from 2 exons. Lineage: Eukaryota; Fungi; Ascomycota; Sordariomycetes; Cephalothecales; Cephalothecaceae.